Messenger RNA from Amaranthus tricolor (Joseph's coat), 2616 nucleotides. RefSeq lists its product as uncharacterized. The record is from RefSeq and is a predicted model, not a curated record. Gene Ontology annotation, cellular component: cytoplasm. The transcript has 9 exons. The coding region runs from base 310 to 2481 and encodes 723 amino acids. Gene Ontology annotation, biological process: protein dephosphorylation; negative regulation of MAPK cascade. Gene Ontology annotation, molecular function: MAP kinase tyrosine/serine/threonine phosphatase activity; protein tyrosine/threonine phosphatase activity. NCBI's taxonomy places the organism in Eukaryota, Viridiplantae, Streptophyta, Magnoliopsida, Caryophyllales, Amaranthaceae.
UUUAGUUUCAAAUUUUCAACGAACACUAUUAGCCUCAAGGCCCUCAACGGUUCAAAUACCCCACUCUACCACUCACUCACCCACCGUCGAGCGUCACCACCGGACUACCACCAUCCACCGCCGGACGCCGACGCCUAAUGGCCUUCUCCAUCAUUUUUUGGACCAUUUCUCUUCUUCUUUAAGGGGGACAUGGUGAAGGGGAAUUCUAUCUGCAAUCACAAAUUGUUGGAUCAGUAAUCAAACUUAAUGGUUGCUCAGCUACAUUUUUGAAGUGUUGAAAAAGAAGGAUCCAAGUUAGCCUUACUUGAAAUGGAUAGCUUCCAGGAUACUAACAAGGAUAAAAUACAUGCACUUUUGUUGGCUAUUUAUAAGACAAAAUUUGUAAAGAAUGACAAUGUUCCAUGUGAAAUUGAAGAGGGUCUUUUCUUGGGGUCUCUUGGUGCAGCAAACAAUAAAGAUGCAUUGAAAAGACAAAAUAUUACUCACAUCCUAAUUGUGGCUGGUUCAAUUCCCCCUUUUCAUCCUCGCGACUUCACUUAUAAAGUCAUUGAAGUGGCGGACAGUGAAGAUAUUGAUCUAGCUCAGUACUUUGAUGAAUGUAUUGAUUUCAUUGAUGAAGCUAAAAACUCUGGUGGUGGAGUUUUGGUUCACUGCUUUGCGGGGAGAUCAAGAAGUGUCACUAUUGUUCUUGCUUAUUUGAUUAACAAGCGUGGGAUGACUCUAUCUCAAGCUCUCGAAUAUGUAAGAAGCAAAAGGCCUCAGGCAUCACCUAAUGGUGGCUUCAUAAGGCAACUUAAGAAUUAUGAACGAUUUCUUCGAGGGGUCGCCAAGGAGAACUUGAAGGCUAAAAAUCCAGACCUCAUGAAGAAAUUUAGCGUCAUGAGAUUCGCUCAAGCGGCCAACCAAAGGGCCGCGGAGAAGCCUUUGCCUCUUCCUCCUAAGGAUUCCGCGACGGCUGAAAAGGGGCUGGACGGGGUGCCUAGCGAAGGGGAGGCUCUCAGGCUUCUCGAAGAGAGAAGGAGGGUUCACAUUCCUGAUGAAUCUAAGAGGGCGAUCCCUCCUAAGAAGAAGGAAGUGAAGAAGAAGGAGAGGAAGAGGAAGAGAGACUCUUCCCCCGCAGAGAGUGCCACGAAAAAGGCCUCCAUGGACACUAUAAGGACUGUCGUGCCUCUACAGAUGAGGUCUGCAGAGGGGGAGGUGUCUACUCCUCAAGGUAAUGCAGUGCCUGUCUCCAGCAAGGGCAAGGAGAAGGUGGGAGAGUCGGCGACGACUCCUGAUUCGCACGUCGGAGAGGUAUAUCGUCACCGGGAAGUCUUGCCUUUCCGGCACGAUACCCUUUUUACUGAUCUGGGUCAUAAGGGUAUGAUAACCAGGUUCAACAGGGCGUCAUCCCAUUUGAUCAGCAAGGUGGAUGUCGAUCAUUUGGAGUCCUUGUCUCCCUGCGACAGAGUGCGUCAAUUCCAAGCUUCCGUAACUGAGACUUUUCUAAGGUUAUCCUUCGAGCUAAACUUGGCGGCCCUGACCUCCCGGUGCGAUGAUCAGAAUGAAGAGCUCAAGAAGCUCCGAGAGGAUCUUGGCGAACUGCCGAGCUUAAAGGAAAAACUGGCUAAGUGCGCUGAACUGAAGGAGCGCUUAGUCAAAACUGAACAAUGGCGGGAGAAGGCCAAGAAGCAGUUGGAGGGGACCAUCGGGAGCUUGGACGCGGCCUCUAGUUUGUCUGCCACUCUCGGCCAUGAGACGAGGCGCCUGAUGGACAUUCACGCUAGGCUGGUAUAUCAAAAUCAGUCUCUCAUGCAUCAGGUGUCAGAUGAUCUGGCUAAGUUCCAGACCUUGUUAUCCGCGGCUAAAGUGUACAAACUACGCUCGGAAAGACGAGCCAAGAUAGCUAGGGAUUGGCUGACCUCGGAUGAGCCAGAAGCGUCUAGUUUCUUGGGGGAUCUAACGGCGGAGAUGAUGGACGCCGGCUUUAGGAUCAGUGAUGAGAAAUACCGUCUGGCUGCCGCGGAGUUAGGCAUCAACUUCGAUUCUCUCCAGCAAAUGGCUAAUCAAAAGGGAGACGAGGCUUUGACCAACCUAGCUUCGGUUUUGGAACGAGAGUCAGCGGUGCUGGUCGAUCCUAGUUGGGACGUGGAGGAGGAGAGGGCUUGGUCGGAGAAAGUUGAUAUGGAAGCUGAAAAGGAGGCAUUAUGCCUCGACUUAGACAAGCUAGCUCUAUCUCCUCCUUCGGCCCCAGAUGUCCCUGAGAGCUUGGCGCUCUCUAAGCUGGAGAGUUUGUGUUUAGACUUAUCGAAUUUAAUAAUUGAUGAAGGGAAAAACCUCCAGGGCUUGUCUAAAAAAUUGUCUGAGAUCGAAGUGGAGCCGUUUAAUAUUGAAGAUUUUGUAAGCUUCACUCCGAGUCUCGACGAGGGAGUGGCCAGGACUCCACAGCUGCCGCCUCAAGAUCCUGAAGGGGAUGUCGACGCCUUCUUGAAUGAUGUAUGAACAUUUUAUAAUUUGAACUGUAAUUUGAUGGAUUGUAAUUUUAUCUAAAUUGGAGUUUGAACAUUCGGACCUUGUAAUUUGAAUGACGAUUUGUUAGUUUACAUAUUUAUGACUGAUGAUUUUUGAUGUUUUAAA